Carassius gibelio (silver crucian carp) is the source of this 1516-nucleotide messenger RNA. RefSeq names its product serine/threonine-protein kinase 24. The record is from RefSeq and is a predicted model, not a curated record. Bases 94 to 1341 code for a protein of 415 amino acids. NCBI's taxonomy places the organism in Eukaryota, Metazoa, Chordata, Actinopteri, Cypriniformes, Cyprinidae. The transcript is spliced from 11 exons. Gene Ontology annotation, biological process: protein phosphorylation. Gene Ontology annotation, molecular function: protein kinase activity; ATP binding.
CACCGCCCCGUUACACCCUCAUGAUAAAGAGUCCUGAUGGACUGACGAACACAUGAGUGGGAACAGCAUACGCAGGAAGCAGCAGCCAUAGUCAUGGACACUAUAGGAACAAAGAAUUUACAAGUUGACCCGGAGAAGUUAUUCACCAAGCUUGACAGGAUUGGGAAGGGAUCGUUCGGAGAGGUCUUUAAAGGCAUUGACAAUCGCACGCAACAGGUGGUUGCUAUAAAAAUCAUUGAUCUGGAGGAAGCUGAAGAUGAGGUGGAAGACAUCCAACAGGAGAUUACAGUCCUCAGCCAGUGUGACAGCCCCUUCAUCACUAAAUACUAUGGUUCUUAUCUGAAGGACACAAAACUAUGGAUCAUCAUGGAAUAUUUAGGAGGGGGUUCUGCUCUGGAUUUGCUGGGACCCGGAGCUCUCGACGAGUCCCACAUUGCCACCAUCCUCAGAGAGAUCCUGAAGGGUCUGGAUUACCUUCACACCAAAAAGAAAAUUCACAGAGAUAUUAAAGCUGCUAACGUCCUGUUGUCAGAGAAGGGUCAAGUGAAGCUAGCUGAUUUCGGUGUAGCCGGGCAGCUCACAGACACACAGAUGAAGAGGAACACGUUUGUGGGCACUCCGUUUUGGAUGGCACCAGAGGUCAUAAAACAGUCAGAGUAUGACUCAAAGGCAGAUAUCUGGUCAUUGGGCAUAACUGCAAUUGAGCUAGCAAAAGGAGAGCCACCCCACUCUGAACUUCAUCCCAUGAAGGUGUUAUUUCUCAUCCCCAAGGAAAACUCACCCACACUAGAGGGAAGCAACAACAAAGUUCUCAAAGAGUUUGUGGAUGCCUGUCUCAAUAAAGACCCCAACUUUAGGCCAUCAGCUAAAGAGCUUUUGAAACACAAAUUUAUCACUCGAUAUGCUAAGAAGACAUCAUUCCUGAUGGAUCUUAUCGACAAGUACAAGAGAUGGAAAGCAAAACAGUCCCGCGAUGAGUCCAGCUCCGAUUCAGAAUCAGAUGACGAUGAAGCAUCUGGAGAGUCUGUGGAUGAUGACUGGAACUUCGGCACUCUCAUAAGAAAUAGGCCCACAGUGAAACACAAUGGAGUCAUACAAAAUGAAGAACUACAAGAGAUUCCAGACACUGCAAAGCCUCUGUCCGAGAGCAAAGACUCCAAGUCCUCGAUUAUAUCGCCACUGUUUGCAGAGCUGAAUCAGAAGAAAGAUGUUUAUAAGCCAGCGGUGUUAGAGGAGCUGAAGCAGGCCAUGCUCCUGGCUGAAGAGACAUGUCCCGGGAUCACCGACUCUAUGCUGACAGGAGUUGUUCAGAGGUUAAAGAGGUUUUCAUCUCAGCACUGACUGACUCACUGACUUCCUGCAUGAAGACAUUAUGUAUUUUCUUUAGUUUUAUUAAGGUGGGAUUGUAAUUGUCAUUUAUAAAUCUAAUUUGCCUGCUGUCUGUACAUAACUGUUAAAUGUGAACUGGAUUUAAGGACCCCAUAAAGGUUUCCAGUAAUUCCUGGAAGAAAUAGUU